Pistacia vera is the source of this 1846-nucleotide messenger RNA. Its product is annotated as cytochrome P450 704C1-like. Bases 110 to 1675 code for a protein of 521 amino acids. The record is from RefSeq and is a predicted model, not a curated record. NCBI's taxonomy places the organism in Eukaryota, Viridiplantae, Streptophyta, Magnoliopsida, Sapindales, Anacardiaceae. Gene Ontology annotation, molecular function: monooxygenase activity; heme binding; oxidoreductase activity, acting on paired donors, with incorporation or reduction of molecular oxygen. The transcript is spliced from 6 exons.
CUCCAGAAUCUUUUGCUCUAUAUAAUUCAUAUAACAGUAACUCUUGGCUGGCUGAUUAGCUAAAACAAUCUCACUCCUACUCUGCUCUGUAAUUUGCUUACCCUUGAUCAUGAUCGACCUAAAUGAAGUUUCCUCCUUCUUCAUCCCUCUCACAGCAGCAGCUUUAGCUCUAAUCUCUGCCAUAUUCAUCGUCAGAUUCCAUGUCACAAAAUCGUCUCAGAAGACUAAAAAAUAUCACCCAAUCGGCAGCUCUCACCUGUCCGCAGGUCUCAAUUAUUACAGACUCUUUGAUUUCAUGACUGACCUUUCUCGCAAAUAUAAAACUUUCAGAUUGCCUUCUUUCUCCUCAAGUGAGAUUUUCACCACUGAUCCUACAGUUGUUGAAUACAUUCUCAAAACAAACUUUCCAAACUAUGGCAAGCUGCAGGGAUUUUUCCAAUAUAACAUUUUGACAGAUCUACUGGGAGGUGGAAUCUUCGUUGUAGACGGAGAGAAGUGGAAACAUCAAAGGAAAGUAUCAAGCUAUGAAUUCUCCACCAAGAUACUGAGAGAUUUUAGCAGUGUUGUCUUUAAAACCACUGCUGUAAAGCUUGCUCGAAUAGUUUCUGAAGCUUCGGCAUCAAACCCAUCGUUAGACAUGCAAAAUCUUUUCAUGAAAGCAACCUUAGACUCUGUGUUUAAAGUCAUAUUGGGUAUAGAUUUAGAUGGUUUGUCUGGAACUUAUGAAGAAGGCGCUCGAUUCACUGAUGCUUUUGAUAAAGCAAAUGCAAUUACUUCUUUUCGAUAUGCUGAUUUCUUUUGGAAGAUUAAGCGGUUCCUGAACAUCGGAUCAGAGGCUGAAUUGAGAAAGAAUAUCAAAGUGAUUGAUGAAUUUGUAUACAAAUUAAUCAAAAGCAAAAUUGAGCAGUUCAAUGAUCCACAUGAUGAUUUAAAACCUCAAAGUGGGAAGAAAGAAGACAUUCUUUCAAGGUUUCUGGAUCUGAAAGAGACGGAUCCAAAAUACUUGAGGGACAUAGUUCUCAAUUUUGUAAUAGCAGGCAAAGACACCACGGCUACAACUAUUUCUUGGUUUUUUUACUUGCUUUGUAAGCAUCCUGAUAGACAGGAAAAGAUUGCAAAGGAAAUAACAGAAGCAACCCAAGUAAGUAGUAAUUCAAGCAUUGAGGAACUUGCAGCAAAAAUAAACGAAGAAACCCUUGACAAGAUGCACUAUCUCCACGCAGCUUUGUCUGAGACACUCAGAUUGUAUCCCGCAGUUCCUGUGGAUGGGAAGAGUGUUUUUUCCGAUGACACGCUGCCUGAUGGUUUCAGUGUGAAUAAAGGAGAUAUGAUUGCAUAUAUACCUUAUGCCAUGGGCAGGAUGAAAGCUUUAUGGGGUAAUGAUGCAGAGGAAUUCCGGCCUGAGAGAUGGCUCAAUAAAAAUGGCAAUUUCCAGCCGAAAAGCCCGUUCAUCUUCACAGCCUUCCAGGGGGGUCCGAGAAUCUGUCUAGGAAAGGAUUUUGCUUACAGGCAGAUGAAAAUUUUCUCUAUGAUCCUGCUUGGGAGCUACAAAUUUAAGCUCAAUGAUGAAAGCAAACCAGUCAAGUACAAAACUGCACUCACUCUUCAUAUUGAAGGUGGACUCCAUCUCCGCGUCUUUCCAAGAUCGAGAAAUGAAGCUACGGUUAAAGCUUAAACAUAUUCCUAGCUACUGGCUUCGGCAGUUGCCUAAAUCACGAAAGUACUGAGCCAAUAAACAACAUAUAAUGCCUGAGCCAAAUAUUAAUAUUGAUUAUUAAUACUAUAUGUUUUAUAUAAAUGUGUAACCUUUCCCUUAAAAAAUAUAAUUGUAAGUUCAAGGUUGAUU